Podospora pseudopauciseta is the source of this 1578-nucleotide messenger RNA. RefSeq lists its product as uncharacterized. The coding region runs from base 1 to 1578 and encodes 525 amino acids. Gene Ontology annotation, cellular component: membrane. The record is from RefSeq and is a predicted model, not a curated record. Gene Ontology annotation, biological process: transmembrane transport. Gene Ontology annotation, molecular function: transmembrane transporter activity. The transcript has a single exon. Lineage: Eukaryota; Fungi; Ascomycota; Sordariomycetes; Sordariales; Podosporaceae.
AUGGCCGACAACGCAACAGCCGCAGCCAUGGCCAACACCGGCCAGCAGCCGCCGGGCCCUCUGGCUCCUGCUGCCCUCGACGACAUCACCCCAGCGCCAACCCCCGAUGCUUCCCAAAUCUCCACAGCCAACCUCACCUCCCCAAACAACGACGACCUCGAGAAACAAACCCCCAUCAUCACCACCACCCCCACCAACCCAACGCCCCUGAUCAACCCAGACGUAAACCACUACCGCAUAGCCGCCCUCUCCCUCGCCUCCCUAACCGCAGGCCUAACCGACGCCUCCGUCGGCCCCCUGAUCGAACCAAUGAAGCACUUCCACUCCCUCCCCGACGACAAACUCAUCUCCCUCCUCUGGGUCGCCCAAGCAGUAGGCUUCAUCCUCGGCGCAGCCCUCAUCUCCCCCCUCCGCUCCCUCAAACCCUUCCUCAACCACGACAACAUCACCCUCCUAUCGGCCAACAUCCUAGUCUUCCUCUCCUACCUCCCCUUCUCCUGCUCAGCUCCCCUCCCCGCAAUAGUAAUAACCUUCCUCCCUCUCGGUUUCGGAAACAGCUUCAACCUCGCCAUCGGCAACGUCUACUGCGGCUCACUUCGAAGGAAAGCAGCCUUUUACCUCGGGGUAAUGCACGCCUGCUACGGCCUAGGCGCCACAAUCGGACCGCUCAUCGCCACGAGAAUGAUUGUGCAGACGGGGUUGGAAUACGGCCAAUUUUACAGCAUUCCGCUGUGUCUGAGUCUCAUCAACUCGAUGUUGUUGUUUUGGGCGUUUAAGGAGCACCCCGUUGUUGCGCCUCCCGCGGCGGGCACAAUGGAGGAAGGCAAUGCCGUGCCAGUGGUGACGGAAGCGAUGAGACCGAACCCAGGAGAAUGGCUCAGGUCCCACCUCCCAGCUGACACCAAGCUCGUUGUUUUCGCCGCCUUGUUUAUCUUCUGCUACCAGGGCGCCGAGGUCUCAAACGCAGGUUGGAUAACUGAGUAUCUCCACCACCGCCACCCCGCCUCGCAGGAAAAGAUGGACACAUACGGGUACACCAUGACCGGAUUCUGGGGCGGCGUGACGCUGGGACGGGUGGUGUUGACACCGCUGGGGGAGUUCUGGCCCGGGGGAAACAAGGUGUUUGUGUACUUUCUGAUCCUGCUCUGCACAGGCUUUCAGCUGUUGAUAUGGUUGUUAAAGGGCGGCAUUGUUGCAAGCGGUUUGUCGGUAGCAUUUGUUGGGUUCUUCAUCGGCCCCGGAUAUCCCUGCGCGAUGAGGGUUGUGAUGAAAAUGCUCGACGAGAAUGAGAUACGGAGGCCACCGUUUGGUAGGGUGGAUAAGGAAGCCAAAGCGGCCGCGAUGGGCGUCAUUUCUGCCUUUGGCAUGACCGGCGGGGCGGUCGUGCCUUUUGUCAUCGGAAACCUGAACAGCCCUGUUGGGAGAUGGGUGCUGCAUCCGAUUGUGCUGGGCUUGUACGCGCUGAUGCUCCUUCUGUGGUUCUUCCUGCCAGUAGCAAGAUGGAAAAAGUCGGCCUGGAAGCAGCGACCAAUACACCGCUUUGUUGAUGCCGUCUUGACAUUCUGGCAGUCGCUGUAA